This is a messenger RNA of Mus musculus (house mouse), 2483 nucleotides long. It is a transcript of the gene Dpf1, whose product is annotated as double PHD fingers 1. The record is from RefSeq and is a predicted model, not a curated record. The coding region runs from base 270 to 1442 and encodes 390 amino acids. Gene Ontology annotation, cellular component: nucleus; cytoplasm. NCBI's taxonomy places the organism in Eukaryota, Metazoa, Chordata, Mammalia, Rodentia, Muridae. The transcript has 12 exons.
UGCGGGGGUGCGAGUGUAUGUGACUGAGGGUGUUUAGCAAGAAUGAUGUCCGACGCGUUGCUCCAGGACUGGGAGAGGGCGUGGGGGAGGGGUCUCCAAGGAUUUUUAGGGGAAAGGGGUCAUGUCCCCUCCCAGGGAUGCCAGGGUUUGAGAGAGGGUACAUGGUCUAGGGAAGCUGGGGCCUGGGUACACUCGAAUCCACGCUACCUUUGUCUUGGGGUGUGGAGUGUGUUGAGCGACUUAUACAUUGCUUUUUGCUUUGUAGCUGAAUGUGUGGCCUUGGCGAGGACUUCUACCGGGAGGCCAUCGAGCACUGUCGCAGCUACAACGCGCGCCUGUGUGCCGAGCGCAGCCUGCGCCUGCCUUUCCUCGACUCGCAGACCGGAGUGGCCCAGAACAACUGCUACAUCUGGAUGGAGAAGACCCACCGCGGGCCUGGUUUGGCCCCGGGACAGAUCUACACUUACCCCGCCCGCUGUUGGAGGAAGAAACGGAGACUCAACAUCCUGGAGGACCCCAGGCUCCGGCCCUGCGAGUACAAGAUCGAUUGUGAGGCACCUCUGAAGAAGGAGGGUGGCCUCCCGGAAGGGCCAGUCCUCGAGGCUCUGCUGUGUGCUGAGACUGGAGAGAAGAAAGUGGAGCUGAAGGAGGAGGAGACCAUCAUGGACUGUCAGAAACAGCAGUUGCUGGAGUUUCCGCAUGAUCUCGAGGUAGAAGACUUGGAGGAAGACAUUCCCAGGAGGAAGAACAGGGCAAGAGGAAAGGCAUAUGGCAUUGGAGGUCUCCGCAAACGCCAGGACACCGCAUCCCUGGAGGACCGAGACAAGCCGUACGUCUGUGAUAUCUGUGGGAAGAGAUAUAAGAACCGGCCAGGACUCAGCUACCAUUACACCCACACCCACCUGGCUGAGGAGGAGGGGGAGGAGCACACUGAACGCCACGCCCUGCCUUUCCACCGGAAAAACAACCAUAAACAGUUUUACAAAGAAUUGGCCUGGGUCCCCGAGGCACAGAGGAAACACACAGCCAAGAAAGCACCAGAUGGCACUGUCAUCCCCAAUGGCUACUGUGACUUUUGCCUGGGGGGCUCCAAGAAGACUGGGUGUCCCGAGGACCUCAUCUCCUGUGCGGACUGUGGGCGAUCAGGACAUCCCUCGUGUUUACAGUUCACGGUGAACAUGACCGCGGCUGUGCGGACCUACCGCUGGCAGUGCAUUGAAUGCAAGUCCUGCAGCCUGUGUGGCACCUCGGAGAAUGACGGUGCCAGCUGGGCGGGUCUCACCCCCCAGGACCAGCUGCUGUUCUGUGAUGACUGCGAUCGAGGUUACCACAUGUACUGCCUGAGCCCUCCCAUGGCGGAGCCCCCGGAAGGGAGCUGGAGCUGCCACCUCUGUCUCCGGCACUUGAAGGAAAAGGCCUCUGCUUACAUCACCCUGACCUAGGCCCGGCUCUGCUUCCCCAGGAUCUUUGGGUGGUGCUAUCUCCUGCCUCUUGGAGCUCCUGGCGCUCCCCACCCGGUGUCCCCAGUGGAAGGGAUGGGGUGAAGCCCAGAGUGGGGGGGGGCAAGGUGUUCUCCCUCUGCAAGUGGAAUGUUACCCUGUGGGUGGCUGGGUCCAACAGGGUCCCUCCUGUCCCCCCUCUUCAUCCCUUGACAAAUGGGCACCAGGCUUCUGCUCUCCUCAAAGCCAUACCCCCGCCUUUGGGCGGGCAUAGAGGGGUAGUGGAUGCUAGCCAGCAGCACGGAAAGAGCCUUUUUCUAAAGAAAAAGACAAAACGUGGAAAAAAAAGGGAAAAAAAUUAAUAUAUACAAAGAGUCCUAUAAAGCCUGGCUGGGUGGAGAGGCACUGUUGAGUGUCUGCUGGGGACCUGACUUUACCAGUUUCCUGAAUGGCGCCUCCCCACCUCAUUUCUGGAGUUGCAAUGGUCUCAACUCCCAUCUGAGGUGGGUACCACCCCUUCCUCAGUACCCACCGUGGAUACUGCAUGUGAACUAUGGUUUUGAACUCUUCCUCCUCCUCCUUGAGAGCCCCGCCCUGCGCCCGCGUGGUGCCUGCCUGCCAGGCCUGGGGCGUGCAGCCGGGGAGGCGGGUGGGGUGAGGCAGGCAGGCAGCCAGCCCCCUGCAGUGAGAAGCACAGAUUGCAAUGGACUCAGUUUUUUUUUUUUUUUUUUUUUUUUUUCCUUUCUCCCUUCCCACCCCUUUCCUUCCCUACCCAGCCAGGCUGGGCUGCCUCCUGCCCCCCUCGCUAGCCAUUUGGGGGUGGCAAGGGGGUGUGGUUGUUUCUCGUGGUUGUGUGUGUUUGUUGUUCGGGUUUUUAAAAGGGGAAAUUGAGACUGCAAGUGGGGGAGGUGGAGGGUCUGGGGGAGUCUGCCCCCAAUCCAGGAGUACCCCCCUUGCCACCAAGUCUCCUUUAUUGCCUGCCUCUGCUGUGAAUUAACUUGUUCUGUGUAUUAAACUGGGCCUGACCCCUCUGCCCACAACUGC